GGGUGGGACAUUUUGGUUUGAAUCCUUUCAAACUAGCUAAAAUUUCUAAAUUAGAAAUAUUUAUCUAUACAUCCUUUAAUCUAGGCAUACAGUUUAAUGAACAAAUAUAUUUGUCCCCAUUACCUUUUCUUAUUAGUGCUGAACUAUAUUUCCAUUUCAGUGAUGACAAGUGUGUCGGUUCAACUUGUGUAAAAAGGAUGAAUGAGCUGAAGUUGCAUGCAACAUUGUUUUUGCUGUCUGAAAGGGGUUUGAGAGCAUUCUGGAGGGAAUCUAUGGACCAUUACUUCUGAAAGACAUCAGUAUAUUUGAUGAUUGUGAACCAGAGGAGUUGGACAACUGGUCCAUGGAUGCCAGUUGCUCAUUCUGCACACUUCAGCUCGACAAACUCGGUGACCAUGUCCCUGCGGCCACUUCCCCCCUGUCCUCACCCUCAGAUGAGAUGCCUUCGCAGGCCCCAUCCUUCAUGGAAAGCAACCAAUCAGCACACAGGUUCCUUUACACUGUGUUCCACAAAAAAGAUGUACCUCAAUCCAGCUAUGACACCAACGUCCCUCUGGUGGCUAAGGAGCUGAUGAAGAAAAUGAUACAUCAGUUUGCCUUGGAGUAUGCCUCUAAGAGCCCCCUCUACACCACCAAGAAUGGCUACACUACUGCCUUGCUUCGACCUGGCCCCUCUGACCCAGAUGCUCCCCUGGACCUUACUGUAAGCAAGUACCAGGAGAACCAUGGGAAGGAACCUCAGCCAGAGGGUGUACUGGACCUCUCAAAGAGAACCUCUGCUCUCUCGGCCCCAUCAUCAUUGCCUACCAAUCAGAACUUGUCAGGCAUGCAGUUGCCAACCAAUUCUGAAGAAAUUCAGUGUGAAGCAGAAGAUGCCGGGAUGCUGGAAACCUUAAAUGGAUGCAAGUCUGCAUUGCAGACGGUUCUCCAAAUGCUCUGCCCUGUCCACCGCUCACUGCUGCAGCAAAUCUUAACAGUAGCAUUCCAGGAGCAUCGCGGGGCUUUUGUUUGCACCCAUCGCCAACUCACUCAGGCCGAAUCUUAUUGCUGCCAUGGGGAGCUGCAGGACAGCACUCCCCCUCCUUCAUCACCCUUCAACGAUAGCAAUUCCCACAGCAGAGCCCCUACCUAUUCCUCCAGUGACUGUAACGGUCUAACCAAUAGUCUAGCCACCUAUUUGUCAUUAGACUGUAAUUCCCAUAGUAGCGCUCCUCUCACCUUCAGUGACAUACAGGAUCCUUCAGUAAGUGGCUGCUGCUGUGUGCAGAGCUGCAGAAUGGCAGCCGACCCGGGUAGUCCUGUUUGUUUCUGCUUGAAGAGCCUCCAGUGCCUCCCCUGUCAAAGCCUGGCCGUUGGACGCAUCAACAAAGUGGUUUGCGCCUUCACGUCCUCCUCCUCUUCAUCCCCUUUGAGCCCUACCUCCAAAUUAUGUCCCACUUGCUCUGUGUGCCCUGCUUCAACUGUCUGCUGUAGUAGCUCUCACAACCCUCUGCCUUGCCCCUGCUGCUCGAAACAUACGUGUUUGGUUAGAGAUACAACAGAGGGAAGUAAAGAAGUAAGUGGAGGCAAAGAUCCCCAAUGUUCUGUUGUCCUAAUAAGGGAGACACCCCGUAGUCCCUCCCCGCCCCCGCUGUCUCCCAUCCCCUCAGACAUCAAUGGAAAGGCUGAGGAAAAGCCUCCCUCCCUUCUACACCACAGAGACGAAGGGGAAGAUGUCCAAGACCAUUAUGUGGAGAGCAACGGCCAACAAGGAGUGAUUGUAGAUGUGGAAAUCAUAAACUAUCCAGAGUGUAAAAUACCUGAGCAGAGUCAAGCAGAGCAGAACCAAAGUGGUAGUUUACUGCAGGAUGUGGUUGAUCGCUUCAGCGAGAAACUGGAGACAAUCAAACCUCAGGAAAAGGACCCUCCCCCCCUAACCUCAUUAUCCAGUCACAGCCUGGAAAAAGGGCUCAACUUGUGCUCCUUAUCCAAUCAGAGCCUGGAAUCGCAAAAAGAAGCCCACCUAAAUGAGAUCAUCACCACGUGUCUGUAUCAAGACAAAAAUAGCGAUUACAACCUCAGUGAUCUCUUUCACAGUCACGACAUCAACGCGAACCAAUCACCUAAGACACGUUUUCGCCGGCGACAAGAGGCACGUGCAGCCAUGACGAAGACGCCUGACCAGCCUUCUACCCGAAGACACACCCUAGAAAUCAAACGAGAGCUGGCGAGACUUGAUCCAAACAAUUGCUGGAGAAAGCGGUCUCUUGGAAGGAGUGGCAAAUCGAAAGAUGGCAGUGCUGUUGCAUCCCAUCCAAAUAACUCCUCCUGUGAGACAAGCCCUGUGAAAGAAGAAAUUGAGGGAAUCAGAAGGAAUAACAUUGCCCAAUUGGAGAAAAUGACACAGGACUGGGAGAAUACCAGAGUCAGAGAAGAGGAAGAGGUUGAGAAAAUCCCAAUUGGAGAGACAGACACUCUGACAGAGGAAAGAGGAAUAGAGAGGGGGACACAGAAUGUGGUGAAGAGCAACAUCAGUGAGGUGGUUGAAAUGAAGAAAGAAGAAGGACAGGGUAGGGGCGUCGCGGAGGAGGAAAGUAUAGAGAGAUUGAGGAAGGAGGCUCAAUGGAACCGGGUCACAUCAGAUGAAGGAAAGAAGAGCAGUGUAGUAGAGGAGGUAAAGACUGUGAUAGUCACAGAGGAGGUAAUAAUGGAGAUGCUUACAGAAGAUGAGGGAAAGGGGAUGGCCAAUAUGGAGGAGGGAACAUCUGUGGACAAUCAAAUGUCAUCAAUCACACUGCAGCAAAACACCAUAGCUGAAAUUGUGGUUAAGGAUGAAUCAGAAACACCAAGCGUUGACAAAGCCUGUGGCCAUUACUUGCCUGAAAUCCCGAGGACGGAUAAACAGCUUCUUACUCCAAGCCAUAACAAUGAUUCACUUACUAGAGCCAGUGGUCAGAGUAAAAGAGGUAGACCAGAAAGGAAAGAAGCGCCUAUGUCCAUUCAAGGAAAAUCAAGGAGAAACACAGUUCAGAGAUCCAGGAGACAAAUAGUUCCUCCACAGCGGUUUUCCUCGUAUGUCACAGAGCCAAGGAAAAUGUACUUUGCUGCUUGUUUCUCUGAGAGCAUCUUCAGCCAGAGAACAUUAAAGGGCAGGCGUCUUACUGACAAUGGGUCAGAUGCACCCUACUCACAAACAGCUAGCAAUAAUGUCCAUAAAGCCAGAGAAGAACCUCUGCAUUCCACACCUCAGCUUGAAAGACAGGAAAAUGAUAUGAAUGCCGGUGAGUGUCUGCUGGGAGAACGUCCAGGAAGACCCCCCAUUGUGCUAGUGUGCCAGAGUGUGCAAGUCACAGUACCCUCUGCUGAUAAGAGUUCACCAAAACACUCCUUGCAGAAAAGGACAGAUGUUAGGAAAAGUGUAGCGAGGCCUAAUGGACGACUACAAUCCUCACCAACAAAACGUCUAAAUUCAGAAUCCAAAUUAGGCAUUAAAUCUCCCAAGGACCAUUCAAAGCAAAAAGGAGACUUGACCUUGGACAACACCACUAUUUCUGCCAAAAGCCAAGACACCCAGUACAUCAGUCCAAUAAAACUUAUGUUUGUGUCUCCAGUGGGUGAAGAUGGUGUUAGAUACACUCUAAGGUCAGCAGCUUCUGGCUCCAAUGGACAGGGAGAGGAAACAUUUGACCCAUGUGAGUCGUCGUCAUGGGCUGGAACACCUGAAAAGACCAAGAGUCCACUUGUAGAGCAUAUUGCUUUACCGCCAAAGAGGAGUCCUACAAAAUCUGGAGAGGGUAGCCCACCUAAACAAGCUGUCAUCACUGACACUUACAGAUCAACUGACUCACUGAAUGGUAUUGGUGGUGAGAGGCAGGAGGGUCCCCUGCCUUUUCACGAAACCACGUCAAAGAGGCGUCCAGGGCGCCCCAAGAAGUUGGGUCCUCAACUGGAGAAAAGGGAGAAGAGGCCAAUUGGUAGGCCGCCAAAGCAGAAGUGUCUGGAUCAAGCAUGCGGCCCAGGAACUAAUGGGACCAGUGUUGUAAAUCCAAAAGGAGCUCCUGAACCGGAUAUGGAGGAUAAACUCAACAAGAACCUUAAAAUUACAGUGGUUUAUGGACGGUCAAGAAGAAGCAAGAGGCUUGUGUUAGAGGACUCAGGUCUCCUCCAGACAAGCAUGAUUGAGUCUCCUAUGGUUGUAAGCACAAAUGCCCACUUGGACAAAACAAAUGUGUUUCAGGACAAUAUUGUAAAGGAUGCUCCACCAAUAGUGGAAGAUUUAAAUUUUGUCAGGCCUGUGAAAGAUAGAAAGGAGGCCCCUCACUCCAGCAGCAACAUCAAAUGUCAAAAGCUUAAAGGUGCAGUACCUAUGAGAAAACCAGGGAGACCUGCUAAAGUCAAGAUUUCUGGAAUAUCAAUCACUGUAACCACAGUUUCCCCCAGGCAACGCAAGAUCCACAUAAACAGGGAUGCCAGAGAAUCUCCACAGAGAAUCCGUAAAAAGCUCCUGCCAGAGUUCCAGCCUUCCAAAGAUCCUAAGACAAUCAGUGUUCAAACAAGCAACGACGGCACUCAAACAGAAAAUAAGGAAGACUCUAAGGACAAUAGGAAAGAGCGUCCUGUACCUGUCCGUCAUUCUGUAAGAGUGAGGAAGCCCUCUGUUUAUUUGCUGCACUCUGUUGCCACGUCUAGGUCAUACAGCCACAGUACAGCUUUAUUGCGGCGUUCCAGACAGCUCUUACUAAACAAAGCCAGCAGCCAGAGGAAGCAGGAGGAAGCUCAGGGGGGAGGGGAGACCUCUGGGGAGAAACCGCAUCUAUUUGUGCAGGCUGGGAAAUGGAAUGAAAGAAAACAGGUGUGUCAAGAUUUGAGCCAUGUGGCAGGGGUGUCCAUGGACUCUAUAUUCCCCCAAAGUGGUACUUUAAAAUGGUGGGCAGUGUCAACCCAGGAAAGGACCCUGAGCCAAGAGCUGGCACGGAGGAUACGUCUAGUCUCUGAAACCUGGAUCUCUGACACCCAUAGUAACCAGGAAAGGACAUCUUUGAAAACCAGGGUGUCUGUGAAAGCUUCCGCUACAUGUCCAAAAAGGCCAGAGCCCAUUUCCAUGGUCAGGAUGCUGUUCGACUGUCCUCCUACCAAGCCAAGGUCCUGUAGCAUGGGCCAGCUUUGUUCCUGGUUUAUGCAGACUACAGAAACACAGUCCUUGGCCAUUGUCAAAAAGGCAAGCACUCGAAACCCUUACGAGGUUAUGCACUAUCCCCGUGUUACCAACAGGGGGAGCGUUUCCCCAAGCCCACAGGCUGAGAGACUGCGCAAACAUGUCAAAAAGUUUGCUACGGCAGUUCCUAAGAGUCCAACCCAACACCGACAAGCACAGGAAAGAUUAUGGUAUAGGAGCAGGCGGAUUGUCAAACACCAACUCUUUGCUUCAACAGUUGCUCCUGGGAGGUUAUGUCAGAGAGCACGGUGGUGGAAGGCAAGAGGAAUGGGAAAUUACCUGUCCAAUCUGCUUAGAGUGAAGUCAAAGUUUCUGACCAGGAGAGAAAGAGUCAAUAGGCCAAAAAGACUAACAAAUCACAUGAGACUGGUUAAGCGAGGGAUCCCUGCAAACAAAUUCCCUGAGCAGGUGAAGUUCUCUUUAAAGUCCAGUGAGAAACCAUUCUCUUCAACUGCAACAGAUCAUUCUUUUGAUGAUUUAGAGAACAUUUGGCCUGUUAGUCCUGCUCACUUGACUGAAGAAAUGGCGGAUAUUCCGAAAGCGCAGCGACUCAGCUCUAAAGCAUGGAGCCCAGAGACAUUGAAAGAAUGCAAAGUAUUCUUAAAGAAGAUCAACUCUCCAGACACAGAGUCCACCGCUGAAGAGGACUGGGACACUUGUACUGUGAUGUUAGAUGAUGGCUCUCCUUCCGCGUACUGCCCUAAUGGAGGGAGAGUGGAGGGUAGAGAAAGGGAGGAGGACAAUAAAGCUGUGAAAACGCAAAGAAAGAAGAGAAUGAAAAAGAGGACAAAGACAAAGGAGUCAGAUUGCUCCUCACUAAAUGAGAUGGAUCCGCAUGGUGUGGGGGCAGGCAUAAGGAAAGGCAAGCAGAGAAGCUUCGAAAAAGUCGCCAGUGAAUCACUGCUUCCAUCACCAGCAAAGUUGAUAAGACAGUCCCGGGGAAGGGGCCUAACCGGGCUGAGAUGGCGUGACUUUGUAGCAGCUCGAAGUGAAGCUAUACUCCUCCAUCCUUUAGUGACUGCGGUAAACCGGGUGCCUUCAGACAUUCAGACAACCAGAGACUGCCGUUCUCCCCCCAGUCUCGCACCCAGCAAUUAUGUAGCAGAAGCCUAACUUAACGAAAAAGCUUGAGGUUGCACUAUUUUUAAUGUUCUGUUUCCCGUCCUGCUUCUUAAGUCAGUGGAUGUCUACAGAUCCCCCCUCCCCCCCAACACACCUUUCAGUUUGUAUGAAACAUCCUACCACAGCUAAAUCCUCAGUGUAAACAGUAGUUUGAUAGAAUCAAAAGCACUUCGUUUGCCCAUUCAGAGCGGCCAUAUUUAAUGAAGGACAAAUGUUAAUGUUAUUUUUUGUGAGGGAUUGCCCCCUCCCACCCCCCCUCUUUAUAUACCUCAUUAUAAUUCGACUCUGUUUUCGCUAGGAGGUUGUCAUAUAGCUUUAGUUCUAGGGCAGUGUUUUUUGGAACAAUGCCCUGCUAGAGUUGAGUAGCCUUGCCUGCAACAACAUCUGAAAUAUCUUUAUAAACUCAGAACUCCUGACCUCACUCAAUAUCAAGUAUUGUGUGAACAUUCAUUUACUAAGCCUAAUCUGUGAGCUGUCAAAUGCAUUAAAGUGUAAUACUUUUUUUUAUAUAACUAAUUCUCAUCAGGCCUCAGAGUAUACUUAGGUACUAUAUGACGUGAUGCAGUGGUUAGCUUAUAGAAUGUUUGUAGCGAGAGUAUUUUGACGAUAAUUCUGUUUUCACCCAAAGCAUUAAUACACAUGUCAUCAAGCCUGUCUGUUGCACUAUCCCAAACAGAGAUUGUUAACCCUGUAGCUCCUCCUAUCCCCUUUGAUGCACAUCCUUAGUUCCCCCUCCCUGUUGUAAAUCUAGUUCCUAUUAGGUGCAAUACGUUUAUCACAAAUCGUUAAAUCUAUAUAUUAGAACAAUGCUACUUUUCUUGUUGACGUUCUGAAGACUGGCUGAUAUGGAUCUUAAGUCACAUUGCAGUAUCACUUUUUUGUAUGUUUGUAUGCAGGUAUGUGUGUAUGAGUCUAAGGGAGUAAAUAUACUCAUAUGGAGUUAUUCUGUCUUCAGAUUCUUUGACAGCGAUACUGUAUUUACCUGGUUAGCUGACAGAUACAUUGUCUUGGGUUUGAAAAGCAGCUGUCCAACCUGACCCCAGGAUCUGUCUCGUGGGUUAUGGGGCCCCACAGCAUGUGUGCCUGUUGUAAGUCAUUCUGUGAUUGCUAUUUCAACAUGGGAGGAGGGCCUCUGUCAAGUCAACUAUACAACCAUACUCCCUCAGUUGAAGUACUUGGUGCUAUGUAUACUUGCUGUUAUGUUUUCUCUUAAGUGUUUUUAUAUUUGCCCCUACAGAUGUAACAGAGACUGUCACUAGAACAAUAAAGAUUCUUUUGUUAUAUA
Osmerus eperlanus (European smelt) is the source of this 7601-nucleotide messenger RNA. RefSeq names its product ligand dependent nuclear receptor corepressor-like (gene lcorl). The record is from RefSeq and is a predicted model, not a curated record. Gene Ontology annotation, cellular component: nucleus. Gene Ontology annotation, biological process: regulation of transcription by RNA polymerase II. The transcript is spliced from 8 exons. Lineage: Eukaryota; Metazoa; Chordata; Actinopteri; Osmeriformes; Osmeridae. Gene Ontology annotation, molecular function: DNA binding. The coding region runs from base 344 to 6307 and encodes 1987 amino acids.